AUGUAUUUUAGAAAGGAGAGAGUGAAACUCCAUGGCAAAACAAACUUUGAAUAUCGUUCUUUGGGUAGAAAAAGACCUGAUGAUGUGGAAAGAUUAGAGUUUCUGUCUACUGCAAGGGAACAAAAAUUUGACGAAGUAAUUGCAAAGCGAUUAGCAGCUACAAUCCAAAAUCCUCUAUCUCAAUCUUAAGAAUUUUAUAACAGUGCGCAUAAAACUAUAAAACAACAUCCACAAAUAAGCAGGCCUAGGUAAAACAUAUAAAAUAAGAAGAUUUGCGCAUCUGGAGGAGAAACCUAGACGGAAACCAGUUUGGGUUGGGGAUUCAUAUUUAGUAUACACAGAUGUUGAUGGAAGAGAAGAAUAAAGAUCUAGUCAAUAUAGAUCGUAUUCAAGUAAUAGUAUUUUGGUAUGUCAGCUACGCAGAAAGCUGAUCUUGCCUAGGCCAAAAGAGAUGAGCAUGGCUAAGCCAUACAAGAAACCUAAUUAGUGGGAAUGGAGGAAUAUGCUAAGAACACAUUGGAGGGCAAGGUCGAUUUAACAAAAGUGAAGGAAAUUAGAAGAGCAAUCAGGAGAAGAUAUGCAAAUCGUAAGAAUUUUUAGAAGAUAUUUACACUUUGGGAUGAGGAGGGGAAGGGCAAGGUUACAGUCAAGAACAUUUAUCAUAUGAUUAAGAAACUAGGCUUAAACAUGAAUUUAGACGAAGUUCGAGUUUUGGUAGCAAGUGCUGAUGAGGAUUAUAGUGGAGAUUUGAAUCUAGACGAAUUCAUGAAUUUGAUAUUCAAUGAUAAUGAGGCCUUGAAUGUUGAUUUGGGAAAACUGAAGACUCUGAAUGGAGAGUAGGAGUAAUUGCUAUUAGAAGGUGAGGAUGAUUAGAUACAGGAUGUGUUGAGGGAGAAAAUGCAAGUGCAGGUUGAAAAUAGAUAAUUCAAUUAAUUGAGUUUGAUAUUGAAGAAUAAGCUAUCUCAGUUGAAUAAUUCAUUUUAGGAGUUGGAUCCCUCCAAAUAGGGACAUGUCAAUUUCGAGAGAUUUAGUGAAGCUAUUUAGAAGUAAUUCAUUAUAUUGAGAGUAGAUUACAAAUAUCUGAAAAGAUUGUUAAUGAUGAUAUAAUCAAGAAGUUUUAUGAUAAAUUUAAGAAGGAUGAAUAUUAAAUUGAUUAUCGGAACUUCCUGAAACAUUUGAAGGAAUUCGAAUUACAAAGUCAAUAUGUGUAGAAGGAAGAAAAGAAACAGAAACCAGUUAUGACAAUCUCAUUGAAUCCUUUGUAAGAGGAAGAGAAGGUGCAUAUUUUCGAUUGCACCAAAAUCAAUUCUCAUCACUUAAAUAAUCUGAGAUAAAGAGCAACAAGAAUGGUUAAGGUAUUGUAACGAUAUCUGCCUGAAAAAAACUAAUUUGUUGAUAAGAUUCUGAAUCCCCUCAACUAGCAAUACAUAAAUGCACCUGAUCUCACAAAUCAAUUACAAUCUUAUCUAUCUAAUUGUGGAGAGAAGAUUGACACUAAAGAUCUCGGGGCUUUACUCUCCAUAAUUCAAUAUAAUAAUUUGUAAGUUCCCAAAGACAUGGUGGGUUUUUAUGUUUAUGAAGAAGGAGACGAUGACUUCUAUGAGAGAUGCUCUUAGAAGCGAAAAGGUCCAGCGCCUUUAAACAAGGCUGUAGAAUUGACUCUGCCUGCUCAAGAAACUCAAAAAUCUUCAUUCUAUGAUCCAGGAUUCGGAUUAUCAUCUUUAUCUAAUAAGUUUUCACCUGAAAUGGGUCAAAUGUUGUAAAAAGUAGAGUAAUGUAUCUUUAAAGCCAGUGCUCGGCAAUAUGAUGUCUAUAAUUCAUUUGAUAAGGAUAAGGAUGGUAAAACUUAAUUCAAUAAUAGGUUACAUAUCGCAUGAGGAUCUAAAAAAGAAACUCUAAGAGUUGCAUAUUUUAUCGAAUAAUGAGGAAUAAUUGCUCAUCCAUUAUCUGGAUCCAGAAAUGAAGGGUUCAGUCAAUUUUCAGGAGUUCUCAUCCAAACUGUAUCCUGGAAUGACCUUAUACGAUAGCAAGGGAUGUGUAGGAGUAGUGCCUUCUCUAUAUCCUGCCAAAGAAAGAAAUGAAAAUAUGAAGACUAAAUUGCCUCAAAUAACACGUUCCUUUGAAGAUACCUCAUCUAGUAUGUAAUUAUUGAAGGGGGCAACUCGUUUUGGAGCAACUCCAUAACAUAAAAAUACCUUUUUAAAUGUUCAAAGGCCUCCUUAGGAUUCUGCUCUUUUUUAAAAUGAAGAUGGAAGAUUUGAGAAGAAUGCUCGUUUAAGGUAUUUGAGGGAAGAUCAAGAGAAGGAGAAGAAUAUUUAUGAGAAUAAAUUGAAUAGAAUUCGAAAGCAUUAGAAUGAAAUUCAGGAGAGAAUCGAAUAGAACUAUUAAUAGUCAGUGAUAAAGGAUAAUGAAAAGUGUAAGGCCAAGGGACUAGCAGCUUGGAGUUAUGAAUAAAGAGCGCAUAUGCAAAACGAAUGGAAAUGA
Molecule: messenger RNA, 2484 nt
Organism: Paramecium octaurelia
Lineage: Eukaryota; Ciliophora; Oligohymenophorea; Peniculida; Parameciidae
Source: the annotation of a GenBank genome assembly